AUGAAACAUAACUACAGAAGCGUACUUAAAUGGUCAAAAAGUGCUGGUUAUAGGCCGGGUGAUAGGCAGUCGAGAAAAGCCAUCGAAUGGUUAUUAGCCUUAGAACGCGAAUUGGACAUUGAGAUUACUCAUGCAGGCAGGACACGGGAAUUUAGAUUGCCAGAAGGGUUACUAGUCGAUGGGUAUCCUGAAAAUACCGAAGACAAUAGAAUAAUAGUUUACCAAUUUCACGGUUGCUACUGGCAUGAGUGUCCGUAUUGUUUUAAAUUAAAUCGGGAUAAAGAACUAGGUUUCGAUAAAAAUUCGGAAUCUCUAAAUGAUCGUUUUAAACGAACGAACGCUCAAGCUGAUCAUCUCCGUUCAUCAGGUUAUGAGGUAUUCGAGAAGUGGGGGUGUCCCUUUAACAAAGAGAAAAUUCAAAACGAUGAUUUGUGGAGUUUUUUAAAAGACCACCCACUUUUGAUGAAUGAUGCCUCAAAUCCUCGAGAUGCAUUUUAUGGGGGUCGAACAGAUAAUACGUUUUCGUAUUAUGAGGCAAAGGGCAAAGUUAAAAUUUCUUUUCUAGAUGUGUGUUCUCUUUAUCCAUUCAUAUCAAAAUAUGAAAAAUUUCCAAUUGGUCAUCCCAAAGUUUACAUUGGUGAUGAGUGUAAACGUUUAACAGGUAAUAACUAUGAUUUAAAUAAUGUCGAGGGUUUGAUUAAAUGUAGGGUAUUGCCUCCGACCAAUAAAUAUUUACCCGUUUUACCUGUUCGAAUGCAUGGGAAACUCAUGUUCCCUCAGUGCAAUACUUGCUGUAAAGAACAACUACAGACAGUUUGUCCUCAUGUUAAUAGUGCAAGUGCCAGAGAAAUUGAGGGUAAAUGGGUUUCCGAUGAGAUUAAAGUAGCCAUUGAAGAGGGGUAUAAAAUUACUGCCAUUUUUUUAAUUUGGCAGUAUGAAACUACCCAAUAUGAGAAGGUCACAAAGACGGGUGAUCUUUUUGUAUAUGGAUAG
This is a messenger RNA of Belonocnema kinseyi, 993 nucleotides long. RefSeq lists its product as uncharacterized. NCBI's taxonomy places the organism in Eukaryota, Metazoa, Arthropoda, Insecta, Hymenoptera, Cynipidae. Gene Ontology annotation, molecular function: DNA binding; DNA-directed DNA polymerase activity; nucleotide binding. Gene Ontology annotation, biological process: DNA replication. Bases 1 to 993 code for a protein of 330 amino acids. The transcript has a single exon. The record is from RefSeq and is a predicted model, not a curated record.